Peniophora sp. CBMAI 1063 is the source of this 1740-nucleotide messenger RNA. Lineage: Eukaryota; Fungi; Basidiomycota; Agaricomycetes; Russulales; Peniophoraceae. The record is from the annotation of a GenBank genome assembly.
AUGUCCGACCUGUAUACCUCUCUCAACGUAUCACCCAGAAAGAGGCGUGCAUCUCCCGACUCGGACGAUGAACAGACGCUCACGCCCAAGCGCCUCCGCCGCACGGCGCCCUCCCCGCAAAAGACGAUCAGGGCCACGAGGACGCAGUCGGGGGAUGGCUCGCUCUCCGAGCUGCCCGGCCACCUCGCCCGCUUGGUCAAGAUCCAGGGUGCGCUGCAGCUUGCCAUGGCGCAUGCACUCGCGACCUCUGCGCUCGCGCCCUCCUCCGACACCGGCGUCGUGCGGAAUGUGCUCGACCAUCACACCCUCAACUCCCAGGCCGGUCUGUCCGUCAGGCUAGACGUCGACGACAUCUGCCGGCUAUGCUGGCUAUGGGAGUGGGACGGAAAGUCGAUCUCAACCAAGGGGAAGGGUCGCAUGGUCACCGUCGAGGACGACGACGAGAACCCGUUUGCGGCCGAGUCUUCUGCUCCGAAAAAGGCCGCACCGCCUAAGGAUUGGACUCGGGGAGGGAUGGGCUUUGUGAUCAGCCCCACCACCCGCGUUUCGAAGACGUCGCGCAUUCCCGCCUAUGGCAUCGGCAUCGAGGUUGAAAUGGAUCUCGACAAGGACAUGGUCAGUGGCAUGGCCGCGGUCGCUCGCUGGACCACCGGUGGAGACGCUCGUCGCCGCGACCUUCAUGAGAAAGUCCGCAAGUGGAAUGAUCUUCACAAAGACGCAGAUAGCGUGCCCAAUGUUCCCUUAGCGGACCUGCCGCUUCUGCAUACUCCGGCGACCCCAUCCAGCCUCACCCGCUUGCUCGCAUCUGCCUCUCCCAAGUCACCCGCGGCGCAGAAGAUUCUGGCAGCACCACCUUCACCCACUUCCUUCGUGAAAAAGGGCUCGAUCUCCCCGUUGAAGUCCCCUGUCAAACGUGCACUUGCCGCGCCGGACUUCUCCUCCGCUCUAGGCGCCACGCCCAAGGCAAAGGCAGGCAGCAUCUUCCCCCAGACGCCAUCGUCCCGCCACUCUCAAACGCCCUCAUCUCGCCACUCACGAUCCGAUGACCCGUUUGGCUUGCUCACGCCGCGGACGCCUUCUCUGUCUCCCUCUCGUUCAUCUGUAGCCUCCGACUCUUUGCCGUCAACGCCCGUGGGUCAGCGUGGCUCAAAGGCGGCGACUGCGCCCGAGACGCCCGUCAGCUCGCGUAGACAAGCGCUUAUGGAUCGUAUCCGCGAAAAAUCUCUCGCUUCGCCUACCAAGAGCCCACUCAAGAACAAGAUUGGCGCCGAGACGGAGAAGAUGACUCGGGCCGAGUUGCAGAAGUUGAGCGCUGACGAGAUGCGGCGUCGCGUAUUACUCGGUCGACUUGGAGAUGUCGCUGAGAGCAUCUGGAUGUUAUUCGCCGGACCGUCAGGAUCUGGAGGUGCCGCGGCGUCGCGCAAACGCAAAGCGAUUCCACAAUACGAAGUCGUCGAAGCCAUCCUCAAGUCUUCCCCCGUGCCACUUUCGGCAGCCGAGGCCCAGGAGUCGAUCUCUAUCCUCACUUCGCUGUGCCCUUUCUUCUUGCGCGCGGUAAACAUCACCGGUGAAGAGUGGUUGGAGAUGCCAACGAAUGCCCUCACGCCCCCGAGCCCUGGACCUACCAAGUCUACGAAUCCUGAUGCGAUCACGCGGAGUCCUCGUCGCGUGAAGCACGAAGGUGGUGGUUUACGUGAGGUCCGCGAGCGCGUUCGCAAGGAACUCGAGUCCAUGGACUAA